AUGAACAACACGGAUGAGCUCGUCAGGCCCUUCCAAUGCCCCGUAAGCUAUCACCAUCUACACCUCCACCCCUUCAUUCGUCCAGUCCGUCACCUCCCUUCCCUUCCCCCGCGCGGCGGCGGCGUUUGUUUUUCAACCAGCCCAAUGUGGCGCUCAGCCUCGGGCGGGCGGUUUUUUUUUCUGCCUUCGUUUUUUGAAACCCCCGCUGAUUGAGUCCUUACGUUUUUACUAUUCCUCAAUUCGCGCGAUGUGGUGGUGGGGGUUAAUCGACCAUUUGUGCGCAUGGUGCAUGUGAUGGGGAUGCGGAUCCGUGUGGGGCGAUGGGGGCGAUGUAUUAGGAAUGUGGGAGUCGAUACACGCGACAAGUGAGUUGAGAGGAAGCGUUCUACUGGGGUUGCGGACGUUGGUGUGCCCGAGUCGAUGCAGGACGUGGGCCAAGUUCGAGUUUUGUUGGCGGUCGUUGCGACGGCGGAAUGCGAGGCGAGGGCGAGGGCGUGGCGUGUGGUGCCCGCCGAAAGGUGGGGCGGCGUUGCCAGGACGGCGCGGCGGGUGGGGCGGGCGAGCGAGCGAACGAGGAGGCCGACCUGAUGACGCCAAUCCGCAGCGUCGAGGCAUCGAGCGACUUGAGCUGACCUGUUGAGCUAUGUCCUCGUCUCCAGGAACAUCUGUCGAGGCAUCAACAGGCGAGGCAUUCGUGAGUCUGUUCACCGCGUCAUGCGGCACGGGGGAAGCUGGGAGGGGGGCGGGGGGAGGUGUCAGAUCCGCCGCCUCCCCACCCUGAGCCCCACCCUCUGCAGCACUACCACAUCGCUGACACUCGAUAUGCCAUGGCUGUGUUCUCUUCACUCUGUACAGCACGGUCAAAGACUUUGUCUGCACCGUUUGCAACAAGGGCUUCGCCAGGAGGUGCGUCACUCGUUUUUCGCCCGCUUCGACGAGCUGUGGCUUUCCAGAUCGCGGCCCGCCCCGCACAAGCUCCCCUUGGAAACACCUUGGAAACGCGCGCGCUCUCUCUCAGUGAUGAAGCGUUACUGCGAGCGCGAAGAGCUGUUCACUGCAUCUCAUACGCUUCGAAAUCAUCACGCCCCCGUUCGUGCUGGCUGACAUGCUCGCCCUCUCAAAUACAGGGACAUUCUGAGGCGGCAUGAGCUGGGACACGCCAAAGCGCCCGGAACCUCGGGGAGCAAAGCAUCCGAUUCAAGGGCGUCCUCGCCCAAGCCCACCAAAUCACGGGGAUCGACGCCUAACCCGACCGGUGGACCUUCUUCGGCGAAUAACGCUCCCAUCGGAAGCUCGUUGUCCUCGUCUGGGUCGAGGAACAAGCGCGAGUCCGUGCCUUCGGCCAAGAAGAGGGCCGCCGCGCAGUCCGAGUUGGAGGACGAGAUGGCCCCUUUCUCGUCCGGUGGGCAGUCGGAGACGCAGAACCCCCCGCAGAAAAAGUUUCAGAGGGUCAUGAGGGUCUGCGACGGGUGUACCCGGAUGAGGUUAGUGACGCGAGACGGUCGGAACGACUUUGUCUCCGAAGGUGGGCCUCAUCCGGCAUCUUGGUCUCCUUUACUCCCCUCCAUAGGACUCGUUGCGACGGAGGCGAUCCCUGCAUCAAAUGCCGAAGGGCCGAUACGCUUUGCACCUACGGUCGGGACAAGACUGGCUCGGAUCCACCCAGCCGCGCUUCGCCCGAGUCGGACCUGCUCUCGGAGGAAGACACGGGCUCCGAUCUCAGUAGCAACCAAUGCGACGACGACGACGACUACGACGACCAUCUCCCCGAGCUUGUCGGCUCGCCCCAGCAUGCGCGCAGCUCGUUGAGCGUCCUCACGGGAGCUGCUUCGGUCGGAUCACCACACCACGAUGGAAGCUGGUCUGCGUCCUCGACGAGCGCCCAGCCCGCGACGUCGCAACCGCCGACGCCUCACUCGUUCGCUUCUCCUUACUCGGUCCCGAUCCGACCUCCCUCGGCUCAUCAAUCCCACCAUGGUGCUCUUCCUCCUUCGUCGUUCCAGCAAGCUCCUUCUCCUCUUGGCUUUGGGGCGCCGCAUGCGACGGCGCACUACUACUCUCGACCCCCCGAUUCGUUCCUCCAUCGCCCUCAAGCGGGUCACUACUACGGGACCGCCACAACUCCGGUUGGAGUCGGAAGCGGACCCUCGUCUCCCUAUCUCUCGCAUUUCCCUUCGAACGUGUCUGGCGCGGGACAACAAUCUAAUCCCGCGUCUGCGCCUUCCUCGCCUGUUCCGUCGGCGUCGCCUUUCGAUACGGCUGCAUAUGGUCGGGCUUCGACGAGCAACGUCAACGGUGGCAGUGGGUUGCUCGGCGGCAGCGACCCUGCGGGCAACGCCGAUUUUUCGGACCUCAUCACCGGGCCCAGUGCCGAGACCGAGAUCAACUGGGACGUGCUCAACGCGUCCCCUUUGAUGGCGGAUGCCGCGGACUUGACCGGUCCCAACCACGAGGCGUAUUCCGACAUCCGCAGCAGUGGCGACGGCGCCAACGAAAUGUAUGGUGGGUCGACGAGAUCGAUCGGUUCGCCGGGGACGGUCGAGCUCGAGGCUCGAUUGUUGGGCCACAGCAUCCAACCUCAGCAUUCUAACAUGAGGGAGGCGCAAUCCGACAACCUCUUGCCACUCGUUGCUUUACCGUUCGAUGAAACCGAGGACCAUGAUGCGUCCAUCAACGGUGGUGAUACGGGGGCGACGCAGACGAACGAGUCGACGCCGGGUAGCGCUUCGAGUGGUGCCUUCCAUUCGGGCCUCAACUCGGCUGCGGCGGAGACGUUGUUGCAACUCGCUUCGCAUACGCCGAGACAAUCGCCCGAGCCGGAGUCAAGAUUCGGCCCUCUGGCUUCCACUUCGUCGAUGGUGGCGGGGACACUGUUGUCGAACCUCCGGGGGACACCACCCCUGCAAGCUCCCUCGGCUUUGGAGGAAGAGACGCGGUCAUCCCAUCUCGCGCACUCAUCGAGUGAUCCGUGGCCUCUGAGCUAUCGACCCGUGCAAGCGACCGAGGACUUACUGCCUGCCGCGGCACGAGGGACGGGUUAUUGCUCGCGUGCGGCCUCCCCUCGACCUGGUGCUGCGACCGUCUCGGGCCGUCCCGCACCGAAUUUGAUCGUUCCGCCUCUCACGGCGGCGACGCGUGCCCGAGUGAUCGCCAAGGUUCGGUCCAUCGGUUCGCAAGAACGCUUCGUCCCUCGCUUGGAACUACUCGACCUCUUUCUCCAACACUACUUCACCCACUUCCAAUCAACACUCCCGAUCCUCCAUCGCCCGACCUUUGAUCCUAAUACAUGCCCUUCGUUCCUCUUGCUCGCCGUCGCUUCGGUCGGGGCCCGCUACGCCCACGAGAGGUUGCUCGGCGCCGAUGUCUGGGCCCAGGCAUUGUUGGAGACCGCGAGGAGGAUGGUUCAGGUCGUUGGGGAUGCCGAUAAUCGCAUGUUGCAGACCGUGGCUUGGCAGCAGAGCUUGUUGAUCAUUCUCAUGUCGGGGUAUGUCAGUGGGAACAAGCGGGAUUUGGAGAGGACACAGGGUGAGUAGCGGCGAGCUGGCUGUUUUGGUGCAUCUGUUCAUGUGUUAAUGUGUCAUGCUUGGCAGGUUCGGGAUCGAUGCCCAUCACCUACGCACGUCGACAGGGUUGGUUCAAAGAAACCCACGUUGACGACUCGCACGAACGCUCCUUUUCGCUCGAAGAGCGAUGGAAGCGGUGGCGCGACCGCGAGGAGGUCAAGCGGUUGGGCUUUGGGGCUUUGAUCUUUGACUCGAUGGGUACCGCCAUGUGGGGGAGGGAGAACUCGAGCUUGUUCGUCGAUGCGGUCAAGACGAGUUUGCCGUGUCGCGACGAUCUUUGGGUGAGUGGGCGCUAACUUUGUGAUCCCAUGGCGGUUUGAGCGACGUUGACGAAUAGUGCUGUACCACUUACAGGAGGCCAAGACUGCCAUCGAAUGGCAAGCGUUGUUCCGAAGCUCUUCGGUGCCCCCAAGGUCCAUCGACACCCUCGAAGCGAUCAAGCUCGUCUCGACGCGGUCGACACACUCUGAUGACUCCUUGUUCGCCUUCUCCAAGGACACGUUCGCGAUGCAAGUCGUCUUGUCGAUACUGAACUCCCUGGAGUGGUCCACGCAACAUCACCACUACCUCAUGGCGAUGUUCUUGCCCGAAGCGUCGACGUCGCUAGCUCAGUCGAGUGAAGGUGCGAUGGCUUCGAUCGAGGCGGGGAUGGACUUUGUCCAGUAUCGGGUGGUAUUGGGCUCGAGAGCAGCUGGCUCGGGUAAAGGACCGAUGACGGAUCUGACGUUGACGCUUAUGUUGCACCUGAUGGCGAUGAGUCAGCGGUUGCCUCUCAGGGUCCUGCACGUAAGUGGUCGUCGUAUCGCUGGAGCUUUUCCAUUCCGAGUGCUGAUUUGAGCACCCCACUACCAUUCGCCAACAGCCGCUGGCCCGUACAGGGGCGUCACGACCGUCACCCGAAAUCUUUGAAGCAGUCAAUAUGUGGUUCAACGCUUCGCGCGGCCAGGUCUCUCGCUUGACCGCCUACCAUGCCGGCCAACUCUUUGCUCUCCAGUCGCCGAUCGACUCGCCCUGGGAACCGUUCGCCCUCUUCUAUGCCGCUUUGACGCUCGUCGCUUUCAUCCGCGAAGCGCGCGAGGCGCUUUAUCAAUCCGGUCGGAGUCUUGAGUCACGCCACGCAUUCGUCUUGGACAAGGUCAGAGAUCGCGAUGAUGGCGAACUGCAGCAAUGGAUCUAUGGCGGCGGCGAUGUCGACGCUUUCGUACCUCACCUCAACGCUAUCGGGCACGGUAGUCUGUUGGAAGCGGAUGCGGUCGACAAGGUGCUGCGGAUGGCUGGUGCGGCGUUGGGGGCGUUGAAGGUGUACAAGGUCGGCGAACUUCUGGGCAAGACGUUGAUCGAGCUGGCGAAGGAACAGCCCUGA
Molecule: messenger RNA, 4926 nt
Organism: Microbotryum saponariae
Lineage: Eukaryota; Fungi; Basidiomycota; Microbotryomycetes; Microbotryales; Microbotryaceae
Source: the annotation of a GenBank genome assembly